Pangasianodon hypophthalmus (striped catfish) is the source of this 5584-nucleotide messenger RNA. It is a transcript of the gene cep295, whose product is annotated as centrosomal protein 295. The transcript is spliced from 25 exons. NCBI's taxonomy places the organism in Eukaryota, Metazoa, Chordata, Actinopteri, Siluriformes, Pangasiidae. Bases 1476 to 5465 code for a protein of 1329 amino acids. The record is from RefSeq and is a predicted model, not a curated record. Gene Ontology annotation, cellular component: centriole; cytosol; centrosome. Gene Ontology annotation, biological process: regulation of centriole replication.
CGAUACGAGGAAGAAACCUUGAGAGGAACCAGAUUCAAAAGGGAAUCCAUCCUCAUCUGAGUGACACCGGAUAGUGCAAUUAUAAAUAAUUCCCUUCUGUAACUAUGUACUACAUGGACAAAUAGUGCAAUAGUGUAACCAGGAAACUGCUUACAGUUUUCACAUGAAGUCUGUUUUGUUGAACCUUUUGAUCAUUGUGAGCUACUUUUUCUGUUGCUGUCAUGUGUGGAAUUCAUUUCCUUGCAAUCCCUUACACGUGAAACUAUAAUAUAUUUGUCCGAUCUUAUUGAAGAACAUCACAGCCUUCUCCAUGAGCUUAAUCCAGAACUGCUCUUGAAGUCAGAGCACCACUUUACCACUUGCAAUCUAAUCUGAAACUCAUAUAAAACCAUCAGACCUGACCAGAUGACCAGCUAAAAGUCUGAACAAGCACUGACAAGGCUGAAAAAAGGCUCAGAACUGGGACCUCUGUAGUCUUAUUUUUAUGGACCAAGUAUCCCAUUAAUUCUAGAGCACCUACAAUUCAAUGCCACCGAAAAACAAAACAAAACGAAACAAAAAAACAGGGGCUUUUGGGGUUCCAGCGAAACAUCCAGUCCACCAGGUGGCGGUAAAACUCAUUUCUGGCAACUGCCUCAAAUCGAAGAAGAAGAAAGCCGCUCUGGCUCUGACAGCCGCCAUCUUGGAGAAAACACUAGGCGGUCUAUUCAAAACGGAAGCGCUGUGGAUUAGCUCCUGGCAUGGAUUAUAGCAAAUACUACAUUCAAACGUAAACUUAUUUAAAAAAUAAACUUAUUUUUAAAAAAUGAUGUGUUUAAUCUAAUCACUGGUUAGUGAUUAGCUAUGGCGAAUUAAAUAUGAUAUGCUAACUAGCUAGCUGUCAACCGGAAGUAAAUAAACUAUUGUUGAUACGUUGGAGGAGGUAGCCGGGUUGCCAGAUUCCUCUCUGUAACUGGUGGAAUUGUGUGUCAGAUUGUUGAGGAAUUCCCUUUUUCUGUGCGUUAGAUUAGUUAUGUCAUGGCUAAAUAGGUAAAUAGAGGCACAGUAGGAUAUUAAUUUUUGAAAUGUUAUGUUAAAUUUUAGUGUCGAUAUUGAAGCUUAGUAUAUGGUUUGAAAAUUGAACUAGUUGGGCUAGUUUUAAAUGGUUUGGAGUUGAGUUUGUCUUGCGUAUCUGGCAACCCUGGUAGCUACGCAAGUUAUUUAACUGUCAAGCCCAGCUUGGAGAGGCGGGGUGUUCAAAAGAAACGUUGGCAUGGAUUUUAGCAAACACAGUUUUCAGAUCUGUCCUGUACGUCAUCCCUCAUGAUAUACAGUGUGUUUACAGUCAGAGAUGAGCCACGGAGAAAUGAUUUGCUAAGCUAACAACCCGAGAUAAACUAGUGCUACAGCGGAUUAGCUAAAGUUCAAGCUAAGCUACUUUGCGAGUUACACAAUCGAGUGAUUAGAACAAAAGCUGAUCAGAAUAAUACUGCAGUAUGAAAGGAAAAAGCACAAAGCUGAGUCGAUUGAGUCCUAAUGAGGAGGAGCAGCUGAUCCGAGAAGAACUGCAGAGAAGAAGAAAACUGAGAUUACAGCAAGUGCGGGAACAAGAGCGCUACAUUGCGCUGCAGGUGCGGCGUGAAGUGCAGGAGAGGAAAGAGAGAGAGCUGCAGAGUCUCGCCACAGCUCUCCAGGAUGAAUGGCAAAAGCAGAGAGGAGAGAGAAUACAAGCCCUGGAGAAACUGUACGAGGAAAACCUCAGAGAUGUGGGUCAGGGCCACCGCAAUGCCAAAGAAAAUGAGCCGAAUCGGGAAGCUCUGGCUCUGAAAAAGGAGCAGAAUGUUUCACGAGCAGCAGAGAGGCAUCAGAAAGCUCUCCGAAACCUCGUCACCCAAAGACAGGCUGAAGCGGAGCAGCGGAAUCGACACGUGGAAGCACGGAAGAAGGCUCUGAUGGUGGAGAAGGAGAGGGCAGCAAAAAUCGCCAGCCUUCCUCACUCCGGCCCGGACCCCAUAGAGAGUCUUGCGAUUCAGGCUCCACUACAACCCAAGAUGUCCAACAUGGAACAUUACUCCAUCACACACUACCACAUCCCAGAGACAGCAGUGGACAGAGAAACAGAUACAGUGCAGCCGGAUGCUCAGGAGGCAGCAGCGUUGGAGGCUCGGCGUUUGGAGGAGCUGGAGAAAGAAGAAGCCCGUGAUAGGCAGGAGCAACUCGAGAGGGCACGACUUAGAGGAGACCAUGCUCUUCGUAAGGAAAAAGGCAUACAGAAUAACGCGAGGUUGCUGAGCGAGUUGGAGCGACUGCAGCAGGCUGAGCUGCAGCGGCGCAGACACGUGGUGAAUAGCAUGCCAGCGCAAAUCUUCCAGCCGCUCUACAGACAUGAUGAUCUGAGAGCCGAGCAGCAGAGAGACCUGGAAAUUGCCUUUCAGGACUUGUGCACUGAAGAUAAAGCGAUCAGAGAUGACUUGGUACUUCAGUUGGUGUCAGAGCCUCUUCCUCCUCCUGUUCCGUCUGCUAAAACUGACAGUAGAUCUGAAUGUGAGCUGGACCUGGACCUGGAUGUGACCCUUGAACCCAAGGAGACACCAUGUAAGGAGGAAGAGGAAGACGCAGGAGAGGAGCCUGUUGCUUCUCAAAGCCAGUCUACGGGGUCCUCAGUGCCUGCAGAGGGUACGGGUAGGAUGGCUCUGAGGAGGCUGCUGGAUCGCAUCAGGACUCAGAGGGAUCAGUGGAGCAGGAGGGAGCCUGCAGAAAGGCAAGGAAGGGUCAGAGUGGAGAACACCAGCAAUGAACAUGGAUCGCCGAGCAACCUGGAAUGGCAGCAAGCUUCUAGUCUGGAAGAAGGCACAGUUGACACAUCACUGGCAGAAAAUAAUUCCAAGGUGAGUGAAGACUCCAUUGUGGCUGGACCCAUGCUGCAGCCAGACAAGCAGAUCUCAGAAAUGGACAGGAGAGUGAGGGAAGAGGAGCUGAAGAGGCAGCAAGAGGAGCAGUUUGCCCUGCUACAGGAGCUGGAGGAGAAACGGCAGAGUCUGGAGCUUCAGCUACAGGAGGCGCAGCUGUGUAGGCAGAGGCUACAGGAUGCUUUACAAGUGCCUUCUGGGAUGUAUAGUUUACAGGAAACGCCAACAUCACCACAGGAAAUGGUUUCUCAGCCUUCACCUGAGGUGAAGGUGUCGGCCCCUCUGUCAGACAGUAUGCACAUACAGAGACUCCAGCAGUAUCAGCAAAGACUCCUGAAGCAGAACCGACUUCAUAAGAAAACUAUUGAUGACGCUUGUCGCAGUCUUGAGGAAUACAAGCAAAUGUUGAAGCUACGUUAUGCUCCUGUUACCAUGGCAGCAGCACAAACACCAUCACCUUCAGUUAAUGAGGAAACCAUUUGCUCUUUUCCUUCUUUGCCUCACAGGACACUCUCGAAUGCCAUCACACCUCUUUUAAACACUGACACUGGAUGCCCUGUCUCUCGUGAGACACCAGUGGUGAAUGUAAAGCAAAGCCACAACAAUAUUGUUCUGGCAGACUCAACACUGCUCAUUCAGCCUCCUCUACCUAGUCCCAGCCCCGCCCUAACCAAACACCCAGAUACCCAUGUAAUGGCACAGCCUGUCUCUGCACCCAUCAGUAUCUCUCACUCAGUGCAUGAGAAUGACUUUUCUUUGAUUCCACAACCAGCAGCCAGCACCUUAUUAGACAAGAAGCCUUCAGAUGGAACGUCAGAGCUUCAAGAAGUUCCUCUACUCCCCCCUGCUGCGUUUCUGGAAUAUCUGCGAAGCAAGCGUUCUCAGGCACCGCCCACACACCUCACUCCGAUCUCUCAGCAGGUCUCAAAAGAUCCUGGUGGUGUCCUGCAGGAAGAGGUUGAGAACAGUGCCCCAUGUUGGGACUCGGAAAUGGAGAAAAAUCAGCAGGUCAGAGAUCGGAUACGAAAACAAAGAGAUGCCCUACAUGCAUUACUCAGAGCACAGCACGCAAAGGAGCAGUCAGUCUCACUGGGAAUGCAUGACAGUGCUGUUAAGGACGUGAAGGCUUAUGAGAAGAGUAAUGAACCCCUCCUGGUGUCUACAACACCGAGUCAGAGCCAUGCUCACACCCAACAAACUCCUGUGUUUGACUCCAGUGCAAAUCGUGUAUCUGCAGAACAUUCUCUGUGUGAGUCAACAAGUGGUGUACGAGUGAAUCCGCCGGUCUCUUGCCCACCACGGAUGCUCCAAAUCCUCCUGCAUGACUUUGAGCAGCACAAACUCAGCACCAUUGAGGAAGUGGACACUCCAGUUAAUGUUACCAUGGAUACAGCUGCUGAGGUGUGUAUGGAGAGCUCGUCAGCAGAGUGCUCAGAUUACUCUAACUCCUGCAGUCUCUCUUUGACUCCACCCACCGUGGCCUCAGGGAGCAGUCAGGGGCCAAGCUUAGGCUCAGAGGUCAUGAGUUCAGAGGACAGCACACACAGACCCAGCAAACUGUCGUGGAGGGAGACGUUACAGCUCGAAUCAGCAACUUCAAGUGCAGGUACAGACUCUACAGAGCAGCAGCAGGUAGAGGAGUUGGAGCUGAUCUUACCACAUGAUGGAGCCCCUGGUGUGCCAGAUUUUCUCUCUUCCACCACCCUCUCAACAGGAAGCUAUAUCUCUAGUGAACAUGAUCCCAACUUCAAUAUUACAGAUACUUCUUUGUUCAGUAAUGAAUUUUCUGCAAGGCUUGGAGCCUCCCUCACCUGCUCCAGCAGCUUGUGUGGUUUUAGUUUUCCCAAGACAACAGACUCCUCGCAUUGCAGUAACAGUCUGCAGCACAUCAUCGAUAAAUACACUAAAGAGCUGGACAAAUCCCUCAGAUCAGUUCAUACAGGAGGCAAUGUCUCUGUAAGCUUCUGUGCAGAACAGAACAGUGAUCCUGGAACACUCACAGCACCCCAACUACCAACGCUCCCUUUACAGUGCAACCUGGAGGACAGCAAUUCCCUUAAUACCACUAUGCAGGAUACCUUUCAGUCUCUUUCUCCUGAGAUCACAAACAAUGAAAUGGCAGAAUGUUCCACAACUCUCCAACUUCCAUUAAAUCCACCUGUGGAGGACUCUAACACUAACACAGACACAAGUGCAUCUGAUUGGCUUGAUUGUGGCCUUCCACAACACAGCUCCAGUACAGAUGCCCAGUCAUCAUCUGCGUCUGCAGGCUUUCCUCAGUGGGAAUGGACUCUGGGGAACAAUAGCGAAUUAAGGAAUCUAGAAGCAUCUGUCUCACCUGAAGUAGAAGUGUCCAGGCUGCAGAACGUUGGUGACGUGAUGAUUAGCACUCUUCCACAAAAAAGCUUUGACGAGACAGAGAUGUCCCAAUCUACUGAUAGAUCAUGCAGUCAGUUAGAGGAAGUGGAGCACAGGAGGGAGCUACACACCUGCCAGGAUGUUUAUGCUAAGAACCGAGAAAAAGCAAAACAGUUCAGAAUGAAAACCUUGGAGAAACUAAGGGCUAAACAAAGAUAAUCCUUAUUCCAGUCUAUUCUGUUUGAUAAACAUACGUUUGGUGUUUGUUUUCCUGACACAUUUUUUUGUUUUGCUAACUAUGUAUUUUAAAUUAUACAUUAAAAGAUUUUACUUUCCAA